This is a messenger RNA of Amaranthus tricolor (Joseph's coat), 884 nucleotides long. RefSeq lists its product as uncharacterized. The transcript is spliced from 2 exons. Bases 191 to 571 code for a protein of 126 amino acids. The record is from RefSeq and is a predicted model, not a curated record. NCBI's taxonomy places the organism in Eukaryota, Viridiplantae, Streptophyta, Magnoliopsida, Caryophyllales, Amaranthaceae.
UACAAAACGAACCCCAACCACUAUAAAUCCUCAAACAUCUUUCCCAAUAUCUUUCUCUCUUGCUCAACCCUCAACUCUCAAUUCUCAACUCUCACUUUCUCCUCUCUCUUCUCCAACUUGCAAUCAACAACUAACACCACAACUCUCCUAAGUUUCUAUUUCUCUAUUUUUCAUCUUCAAGAUCAUUUCCAUGGCUUCCUCUGUUAUAAGUUCUCCAAGUGUUAUCUUAACAACCGCCAUGGCUGUUUCUGGAGCUUUUAUCUUCCUUUCCCUUUGUCGUAUCAAAAAUUUACCAAUUACCCAUCAUAAUUCUCACUCUCCUAUACGUUCUUGUUUAUCUUCUGAUGAUAAAAGAAGAGAAAAGAAAAAGAAAAAGGUUAAAUUUGCUGAUAAUGUUAAGGAUCAAAAGAAUGAAUUUACUACAAUGAUUAGUAAAAAGAAGAAGAAGAAAAUUCAGAUUUAUGAAGGUGAAAAAUUAAACCCAGAAUUUCAUCAAAUGCCUGCAAAUCGUGCUGCACUUUAUCAUGGAAUAUUGAGAGAUAGAGUUCAUCGAAUUGAAUGUUCUUAUUAAUUAAUCAUCUUUAAUUUUCUUUUUUUUCCUAAUUUUUUUUUUUUUUUUACAUUUUUAGCUUAACAAGUUUUAGUCUCAUAGGCGGCAGCCUCCUAUUAGAAAGGUAUGGUCUAUUGUCUUCCCUGAUCAAAGUUGUACGAGCAGAAUAUAUCGAUGAGGAGUUUGACAAGUUUUAGAUUUCGUUAUUAGAUUUGUCUUUUUUUCUAAGAAAUGUUUGUGGAGUACAUACAAAAGAAUUAGCAAUCAAUUGAAAGAAAUUUGUAAAUUGUUAAUUUGGACUAUUAAUUGAAUAGAAAAAUAUUACAUCUUUCAA